This is a messenger RNA of Ipomoea nil (Japanese morning glory), 645 nucleotides long. RefSeq names its product disease resistance protein RML1A-like. The record is from RefSeq and is a predicted model, not a curated record. Gene Ontology annotation, biological process: defense response. NCBI's taxonomy places the organism in Eukaryota, Viridiplantae, Streptophyta, Magnoliopsida, Solanales, Convolvulaceae. Gene Ontology annotation, molecular function: ADP binding. The coding region runs from base 1 to 645 and encodes 214 amino acids. The transcript has a single exon.
AUGAAUGUUGUGAAGUAUCCUGUUGGAAUUGAUUCUCGUGUAAAAGAUAUAGAUAACUUAUUGCAAAGUCAAACAAAUGACGAUAUGAAGAUGAUUGAAAUUUUCGGUAUGGGUGGUGUUGGAAAAAAAACCCUUGCUAAAGCCAUAUAUAACAGGAGUUUUCAGAGGUUUGAAGGUAGUUGUUUUAUCACAAAGAUUGGAUCUGAAGUUUCUAGGGGACGACACGAAGAUUUAACUCGUUUACAAGAGAAGAUUGUUUGCGAAAUGCUCGAGAGAAAAAUACAUGAAAUAAAUAAUGUUGGUAGAGGAAAAACUUUAAUAAAAGGAAUACUGCCAUCAAAAAAGGUUCAUAUUGUUCUAGAUGACAUAGACCAGAGAAAUCAACUAGAAUCAUUAGAAGGACAACGAGGUUGGUUUGGUUCAAGCAUAAUUAUCGUAACAAUUACAGAAGUUCAAUUGUUGAGUAAACUUGGAGCACACGAGAAGUACAAGGGCAACAUGUUAGGGUUUGAUGAAUCUUUGCAACUCUUAGGUUUGAAUGCUUCCGAUAUCCCUGUACCUUUAGAGGAGUAUACUGUGUUGGAAAUUUAUAUAGUAACAGUUAUUAUUGUUUCAGAUCUUCAUUACUUCAAAUCGAUUGCUUGA